AUGGUGGCUAGUGACUUAAGUGAUUCCAAUGGCACAAAUAGUAACGGUGACUCAAGCAUUUCUAGUGGAUCAAGUGAUUCAAGUGAUUCUAAUGAUUCAAGUGGCUCUAGUGAUCCUAGUGACUCAAGCAAGUCUAGUAGUUCAAGUAGCUCUAGUGAAUCCAGUGGCUCAAGCAAGUCUAGUAGUUCAAGUGAAUCCAGUGAUUCCAGUGACUCAAGCAAGUCAAGUAGUUCAAGUAGCUCUAGUGAAUCCAGUGGCUCAAGCAAGUCUAGUAGUUCAAGUGAAUCCAGUGAUUCCAGUGACUCAAGCAAGUCAAGUAGUUCAAGUAGCUCUAGUGAAUCCAGUGACUCAACCAAGUCUAGUAGUUCAAGUGAAUCCAGUGAUUCUACUGACUCAAGCAAGUCUAGUAGUUCAAGUAGCUCUAGCGAAUCCAGUGGCUCAAGCAAGUCUAGUAGUUCAAGUGAAUCCAGUGAUUCCAGUGACUCAAGCAAGUCAAGUAGUUCAAGUAGCUCUAGCGAAUCCAGUGACUCAACCAAGUCUAGUAGUUCAAGUGAAUCCAGUGAUUCCAGUGACUCAAGCAAGUCAAGUAGUUCAAGUAGCUCUAGUGAAUCCAGUGACUCAAGCACGUCUAGUUCAAGUGAAUCCAGUGAUUCCAGUGACUCAAGCACGUCUAGUAGUUCAAGUGAAUCCAGUGAUUCCAGUGACUCAAGCAAGUCCAGUUCAAGUGAAUCCAGUGAUUCCAGUGACUCAAGUAAGUCUAGUAGUUCAAGCGAAUCCAGUGAUUCCAGUGACUCAAGUAAAUCUAGUAGUUCAAGUAGCUCAAGUGAAUCCAGUGACUCAAGCAAGUCUAGUAGUUCAAGUAAAUCCAGUGACUCAAGCAAAUCUAGUAGUUCAAGUGAAUCCAGUGACUCAAGUAAGUCUAGUAGUUCAAGUGAAUCCAGUGAUUCCAGUGACUCAAGUAGCUCUAUUGAAUCCAGUGACUCAAGUAGUUCUUCUGAAUCCACUGACUCGAGCAAGUCUAGUAGUUCAAAUGAAUCCAGUGAUUCCAGUAACUCCAGUGAUUCUAGUGACUCUAGUAAUUCAAGCAGUUCAAGCAGUUCUAGCGAUUCUAGCAGCUCUAGCAGGUCAAAGGAUUCUGGCAAGUCUAGCGACUCAAAUGAUUCCAGUGACAGUUCCAGUGACUCAGAUAAAAGCGCCAAUGGUAGUUUCUCUAAAUCGUGCAGUUCCCAGGACUCCAAAUCAUGUGUUCAUGAUUCCAACUCUUUUGGACAAAAUAGCAGCCAUGGGGACAAGUAAAUGAUUGUUGAAACUCAUAAGAUGACAUACUGUACAAGUAACUUUCAUAUGUCCAUGUACACAUGCCAGUCAUUUUAGCAGUAUUUAGCAGGGCAGUGAGUAAAGUAUCUGCACCAAGCUGACUUUCCAAAAGCUGCAGUGGAGCUAAAAGAACCAAAUGGCUCAUAUGAUUCCCCACAGAAACAAACAUGUAGAAGUAAUAUGCCAUAAGACCGAUAAGGAUGCCUGGCUUAGGUUCAU
This is a messenger RNA of Sardina pilchardus (European sardine), 1536 nucleotides long. Its product is annotated as dentin sialophosphoprotein-like. Lineage: Eukaryota; Metazoa; Chordata; Actinopteri; Clupeiformes; Clupeidae. The transcript has a single exon. The record is from RefSeq and is a predicted model, not a curated record. Bases 1 to 1296 code for a protein of 431 amino acids.